Molecule: messenger RNA, 1422 nt
Organism: Stereum hirsutum FP-91666 SS1
Lineage: Eukaryota; Fungi; Basidiomycota; Agaricomycetes; Russulales; Stereaceae
Exons: 8
Coding region: 1-1422 (473 amino acids)
Molecular function (GO): protein binding
Source: RefSeq, a predicted model, not a curated record
AUGCCUCCUCGUCGUGAGCUCCCAGGAUUCUACUUCGACGAAACCAAAAACCGAUAUUUCCCACUCUCUUCAAAGCCCAAAGCAGCGCCGGCAUCCCUAGCCCCAGCCCUAACCAAUAACGCAGCCAAACGCAGACGCCUUGACUCUGACUCCGAGCCUGACCAGACUCAAUCAUCAUCGAAUUCGGAGGAGUCACGCAGAGGCUGCUUUAUAGAGGACGGCCAUACAAUCGCAUACAAAGGUCACGUCCACAGUUUCGCAGGAGACAGCCGCGGAUGGCUGCACUCGUUCAACACCCCUUCCUCUUCUUAUCAUUCGAUCCCGCCAUCGCAUAAAUCGUCGAUGUGGAGCCCCGAAUUCAAUCUGGGGUCCAAGAUAUCGUCCAUAAGCGCUUCGGGAUCGUUAUGCGUAGCCACAUCAUUCGGCCCAGCAUCAAAAGUCCUCCUGAACGACUUCACGACCAACCGUGUCGUCGUGAUGACACCAGACCACACUUCCGUACAUGACGUCUGGACGAGUCAUCUCCGAGGUCGAACGCUCGCUCUAGGCAUGCGCCGUCGUGCAAUCCUCGUCCCCGAUAUCGUCAAUCGGCCCAUAUUCUGUGAGCUGGAUACGAAGAGCGAUGUGAUGAGCGUGCACCAGGAGGAGAAUCUAGUCUACACCGGCGCCCGCAACGGCUCGAUCAGACGAUUCGACACCCGCCAGCCGUCGUUCGAGAGCGAAGUGAUGCUCGAGAACCGGUUCAUGCAUAUGAAGACGACGCAGCGGCCGGCGAAUUCGAUCGUCUAUAUGAGUGUGGUGAAUGAGUGGCAGUUGCUCGUUAGCGCUAUUGAUGGGACUAUCGAGCUGCAUGAUCUCCGGUUCGCGACGGGCUCGAACCCAAAUAUGUCCCUCGAGGGAAACGUCAAUUCUUACAAGCACGACCUCCCACACGCAAUCACACCGUCACAAGACUACCUCUUCGCCGCAGGCCUCGAUAACCGUAUCCGAGGCUGGUCACUCCACACCGGAGAGGCUCUCAUCCCACCUCUAUUUCUACCUCCUGCACCAUCAUCACCAUCAUCUCCGCCUCUCACUUCCGGCCCAAAUAACUCGGUCCUUCGAUCCUCGUUUUUCUCGUACCACAACGAACUCGACGAUGACGACGAAUCCAAUCCAAAUCCACUCAACCCAUUCAACACCCGCUUCGACGAACCACUGACUGCGCUACAGGCGCUCUCUCUACCCAGUCCAGUUCCGAGGUCAUACCAAGAUCCAUACCCAGACCCAGGCCAAGCCGACGAUCGCGAGGGCGAGGAAAACAGCAAAGCUCACUAUCCAGGUGAUAUCUACCUCCAAGCAACCUCGGGAAACACGGUCUAUUCGUUCGGGUUGGGACAGAGGGCUUUGUCGAGAGUAGAGAGGACUUCGAUGUACGGGUAA